Molecule: messenger RNA, 2623 nt
Organism: Lotus japonicus
Lineage: Eukaryota; Viridiplantae; Streptophyta; Magnoliopsida; Fabales; Fabaceae
Product: BEL1-like homeodomain protein 7
Exons: 5
Coding region: 338-2221 (627 amino acids)
Biological process (GO): regulation of transcription by RNA polymerase II
Molecular function (GO): DNA-binding transcription factor activity, RNA polymerase II-specific; RNA polymerase II cis-regulatory region sequence-specific DNA binding
Source: RefSeq, a predicted model, not a curated record
UUGUUCCAAAGAUAAUUUGAAAACUUAUAUGUCUUGGGAUUGCCACUUGUCUGGUCUUCCCCCACACUGUGGAUUCUUGUCUCUGUAAUUUUCACUCUUACCCUCUUUCCCUUCUUUGCUUCUUCUCCCUCUUCCUCCUGCACUGUCUUUCAGGUUUCAGAUUGAGCACCAUCCUUAAUCCCCAAAUAAAAUCUUGUUGCAGAGGUAGCUUUAUAUAUUUUGCUCCGCAUCACUACUGGUUCCUCAAACAUAAGGGGUGAAGGACAUUUCCAGCUGAACUAAAUCUAUUGUAAAGGGACCAGAAAAAAGCUUCUCAUUUGGAAUUGCCAAUCUUACCAUGUAUCCGAAUCAAGCCUUUUCUUCCGGAUCCUAUGCGGAAAUGUUGUCUGGGAGUUCUAUGUUGCCUCAUAACUACAGUGAAUCUGUUGGAGGACAAAAUGAGUUGAAGUUCAUGGCAUCCAUGGGUGAUAAUAUGACAAUUCAGCCUAUGGAAGAGCAUUCUAAUGCUGGUGCUGGAGAUUCGCAUGUUAUUUCAAGGACACAAUUGGGUCUUGUAGACAUUGAGCAGCAAAAUGUGCAGGGCCAGGGCUUGUCUCUUAGCCUUGGGACUGUGAUGCAAUCUGUCCCUUCCUUUCAGUAUCAGUAUCCCGGUUCCGGUUUCACAUCACUAAUGAGUUCUCAAAUUCCAAACUUAAAGGGGACUGAAGAUGAGGCCAACCUACAUAAGGAACUGAGAAAUGCUGAAUGCAUGACACCUGUAUCUUCUGGAGGCUUUCACAAAAGGGAAGAUUUCUAUAAUCCACACCAGUCUGAUCCAUACCUUCACGGAGCAGCGGGUUUCUCCGCCAACAAUGUCAUGAACUCGCAAUACCUUAAGGUAGCACAGGAGUUGCUUGAUGAAAUAGUUAAUGUCCGAAAGCCUUUGAAGCCGACUGGAUUGGAAAAACAGCAAAGCUUUCGCGACAUUGGUUUGGAUGGCUCCAAAGAUUCUGAUGGAAAAUCUACCAGUCAAUCUAUGCAAAUGUCUUCGGGCCCCAAUGGUUCUACUGCAAACUCUUCAUGUGAGCUAUCACCUGCCGAACGACAGCAUCUGUUGGACAAGAAGACAAAACUUUUGUCCAUGUUGGAUGAGGUAGACAAAAGAUACCGACAGUACUGCCAUCAGAUGCAGAUUGUGGUAUCGUCUUUCGAUAUGGUAUCUGGGUGCGGAGCGGCGGAACCAUACACCGCACUAGCCUUGCGCACAAUUUCUCGUCAUUUUCGCUGUUUGCGUGAUGCUAUCAGCGGCCAGAUACAAGUGACUCAAAGGAGCCUUGGAGAACAGGAGGGAAUACCCCGUCUUCGCAAUGUGGAUCAGAAGCUCAGACAACAAAAGGCCCUUCAGCAACUUGGUGUCAUGCGACAAGCUUGGAGACCUCAAAGGGGACUUCCCGAAAACUCUGUUUCCAUACUCCGUGCAUGGCUGUUUGAGCAUUUCCUCAACCCUUAUCCAAAGGAUUCUGAGAAAAUUAUGCUGGCUAGGCAAACAGGCUUAAGCAGAAACCAGGUGGCAAAUUGGUUCAUUAAUGCAAGGGUGCGUCUUUGGAAGCCAAUGGUUGAAGAAAUGUACAAAGAAGAAUUUGGUGAUUCUGAGAUGAGCAGCAGCAACCUUUUAUCAGAAAACACACCCAAAGCUUCAAGAGAGGAUGUUCAAGUGUCUGGCAAUAAAAGGGAAGAGUCUCAGGACAAGUUAACAACUAUUGAUAGUCUUCAACAACAGGGCCAGAUUCAUGGGUUGAAAUUGGAUCAUGCUUCUUCCACUGCAGAAUUGGAUAGAGGGAUCCAAAGUGGUGAUGAUCAUGGGACAAAUGUCAUGGAUUUUAGAACUGGUAAAUUGCACGGUGAUCAAAGGUUUAACAUGAACAAUAGCCCCUAUUCAAGUGCACCUAUGCAAAUCACCCACAAUGGUGAUGGCUGCAUAAUGGCUUCUACUCCUGCAACAUAUGAUUUAGCUGAUUUGGGUAACUUUUCAACUGUGGGUGGUCAUGUUUCCCUUGCAUUGGAGUUGAGGAACUCUGAAAAUAAUGGAUUUGGAGUGUCCAAUGAUGACACAUAUAAAAGACAUGAUCAAACAUUGGCUUCUUCACAAGAGAAUGAUAUGCUAGAGUAUCAUUUCACAGACUCUGGAAAGCAACAACACAAGUUUGGCAAUCCUCAUCUGCUACACGAGUUCGUUGUCUGAAUGCAUGUUUGGAAAUCCUUGUAUAACUCAUUUGAAGUCAAAGUCAAUUCUAGUGAGAAGCUUCUGUGAGUAUUUCUUGGUGCCGGAAUUGAUUCUGAGGAAAAAGAAGUUAAUCCAAACAUAUAUUGAAUUGAAGAAAAAUUUAGGGAACUCUAGAAAUGUAUGUGACCCUUGUUGCUCAUUCUUGUUGUCUACAGUUUAUAAAACGAUGUAAAUCAUGGACCGUACAAAAUAUACACGUAGGUAUGUGUAGAUAGUGUCUUGUACUAUUGUGGAUGAUUGGUUGUAUGUGCAGGCAAUUUUGUAAGGACGAGGUACACAUCUUGUCAUCAUAAUGAAUAAGGAAUCUUGUGAAAAAUGUAAUAUGUACCAUCUUCUGAAUGCAUUGACUCUCAGACUACA